AUGAAAUUAAUAUGUAUAACAGCUGGAAUUAUAUUAUCUUUAUUUAUUUUAUUUCUUUCUGUCUCAGCUGUUACACACUGGCAAUUAAAUCAAGAUGGUACUGUUAUACAACCUGUAUCUAAUUCUCCAUAUCAAAUGAAAACUCCACAAUCAUUAAAUAAAAUGAUGGAACAAAUUAGAAAUGUAGACAUGUUAAUAACAAAUAAGGAGAAUGUUAAAAGAGAAAUUGCAGAGAUUCAAAAAAAAUUAGAUAAAGAUAUUCCUGAUUUGGAGGAACAAAUAAGAAGUACUGAUGGUGAUUGUAUUUCAUCAAGAGAUCUCGAAAGUACAGAAAGUAGUGAUGUAGGUUUUGCUUUAUUAGCAGCAGGAAAAAUUGAGGAAGCAAAUAAUGUAUUUAGAGAAGAAGUUAAUAAAAAUCCUAAUUGCCAAUUAGCAAGAAAAAAAUUAGCAUAUGCACGUUGUUAUUUAAAAUUAAAAGCUGCCUUAGAAAGUAGUCAUCGAAAUUUAAUGUCUAUAUUUGAGAAAUAUGAUAGAUAUAAAGAAAGAUUAGCAUUUGUUCAAGAGUUACAAAAAAGAGUAUCUGAUAAUAUGUUAGAUGAAGAAGAAAGAAAACAAAGUAUGUUAGUGGCAGAUUUUUUUUCUUAUGGUACUAUUGAUUAUUCAAUUUGUAAACCAACCAUUGAAAAUAAUAAAAUGGCAAUCAAAUGUAAAGUUAGUGAUUGGCAAAAUUAUAAUGCAACAGUUUUUAUGAAAUAUAUUAAUAAAUUUACUACUGAAUUUGAAUUAAGAAAAAAUAAAAAGAAAACAGAUUCUACAAAACAAAAUAAGGGUGAUGGUUAUGUUGAACAGGGAUUAUCUGUUGAUGAUAUAAAAAUGACUGAUAAAUUUUAUAGAGCCUUAAAAAAAUUUUCAAAUCUUGAUACAAAAGAUUUUUUUGAAGAAAUUGGAUUUAUUCAGAAUGGUUUUAUUGGAAAAUAUCAAUUUUAUGAUGAGAAUGAAGAUUUUGAAAUGAAAAGUCGUUUAAAUUCUGUUCAAGGAAAAGAAUUUGACAAUUCAAUUUUUUCUAUUCUUCAUACAAAAGGAAGAAUAUUAGGAACACCAAAUGAAAUAUCAAAUAUAGCUAAAGAAGCAGUAACUAAAUAUUUAAAUUUAGAUAAUGGUUCAAAUCAUCCAUUACCAUGGUUAGAACCAUAUUGUAAAAAACCUGAUCCAAGAAUUAUUCAAAGUCCUGAUAAAUAUAUGAGAGAUGAAUUAUAUAAAGUUACUGGAUUAAAUCCUAAUGAAGUUCCAUUAGUUGAGAUUGCUCAAAGAAUAAAAACAUUAAUGGAUAAUAAUUUUAAACCAUUUUGGUUAUUAGCAAAUCUUGCUGCAAUGUAUUUUAGAGCAAUUGGAAGGAUUGGUGAUGCAUAUAAUUGCCUUAAAUAUACUGUUGAAUAUGAAUAUGAAACAUAUGAUCAUAGUUAUACAUUAUUUCAUUUUUAUGAUAUUAAUUUUUUUAUGCCACUUUUUAAUUAUACAGCACAAAAUUCAAUGUUAAAUAGUCAAGAAUUAUUAAAACAAAUGAAUGAAGGAGAUUUUAAAAAAAAUUUAGAUAAUAAUCCUUAUUAUUUAUAUUUAUACAAUUUAGUUCACUUAACUUCAUACAGAGAAAAUGCAAAUUUUAAAAAAAUUAAAAAAUCAUUAAUAAAAAUUGCUCAUUUAAAAGAACCUCAUGAUAGUAUUUUAACAUCAAAUGCCAUUGAAUGCCUUGAAAUAUUAAAAUGUUUGGAAGAAUUUAGUAAAUCAAUACCUAAAAAUAAAUAUUAUUUACAAUGUUGUGAUAAAAAUCAAAAUGUAUAUUGCCUUCCGAUGGUAGAUUAUUGUUUUUCUCCAUCAAAAUAUCCAUCUGGUUUAUGUUACUCAUCUACAGAUACUUCUAAGAAAUUAGAUGGUUUGUCAAACUUAUUAUAUUACAUUUUACCAUCAAAAGAAAAGAAUAAUGAGAGAAAUGAAGUUCCAUUGAUGGUUUCAGAUCCAAUUAGUUUGGCAAUAAUAAAUGCUGCUAAUAAGAAAAUUGAGAAAGAUAUUAAGGCAGAGGAAGAAAAGUUUGAUAUUAAUUCUCCUGCAACAUAUGAAAUGCCAUUAGAUUAUGGUGGAUAUGAUAAAAAAUUGUUUUUUAAAAAUACAAGAUUUGUCAAAAAACAAAUGCAUAAAUUUAAAGAUAGUGUUGUGAUAUUUGAUGCUCCUCAACAAGAAUUAAAUGUUCCUCUUGAAGAGUUAACAUCAUUAUGGAAAAGUAUUGAUGGUGAGAUGGUUCAUGAUUUAAAAAAUAUUAAAGAUAGAAGAGAAAUAUUACAUUAUGAUUUAAAGUUUUUAAAUAAAAUUCCUGAACCUUUUAAUGAACAAGUUAAAAAAGGAAUGAUAUAUUUAAAACCACCAAAAGAUAAAGAAACAUUAGAUACUUUUUGUUAUAUGUAUUAUAAAAAUCCUAUUAAUAUAGAUCAACCUGUUAGUACAUGGGUUUCUGUUACAGCAAAAGGUAUUAAUAUGGAAGAUUAUCUUGAUUUAAAUAUGGUUGUUCCUGGUAUUGCUAAUCUAGAACCUGUCUGUCCUGGUAUUGAAAAUGACAAGAGUGAUAUUUCUAAAUUAACAUUAGAUUAUCUUCCUGCAUUCUUAUAUAGAGAUCAAUUUUAUUUUUAUAAACCAGAAAAAGCUUUAAAAGAUACGUUAAGAAGUCUUGGUAAUGAAGGAGAAAAAAUAGAACAUGUUGCAGCAAGAUUAACUUUAGCAAUGCGUGUCUCAAAAAUGUCUUCAAAGACAUCAGAAAAUCAAGAUUCUGGUGUUCAUUGGACUUUAACAACAGCCUCAACAUUAUAUUGGAGAGUGAAAGGAGAUGCUGUAAAUGCUGUAAAAUGUCUUCGUCAUUCUCUUAAAAAUGCACCAUCAAAUAUGAGAGAUGUUGCUCUUAUAAAUAUGGCAAAUAUUUAUCAUCAGGCAGGAUUUUAUCAUAGUGCAUUAUAUGCUGGUGGGAGGGCAUUAGAAAUAUCUCCAGAAUUAGUGGCCAUUCAUUUUACACUUGCAAACAUCUAUGCAUCAAUGGGUGACAAUGAUCGUGCUUUGAAAUUUUAUUAUUCUACAAUAGCUUUACAAAGUAAUUUUCAACCUGCCAAAGAUAGAAUACGUGCCAUUAUUUGCCAAAAUAAAGACAAUUCUUUUGAAUUAGUUGAAAGGCUUAAAAAUACGUAG
This is a messenger RNA of Strongyloides ratti, 3225 nucleotides long. Its product is annotated as Tetratricopeptide repeat protein 17. The transcript is spliced from 3 exons. The coding region runs from base 1 to 3225 and encodes 1074 amino acids. Gene Ontology annotation, molecular function: protein binding. Gene Ontology annotation, biological process: actin filament polymerization. NCBI's taxonomy places the organism in Eukaryota, Metazoa, Nematoda, Chromadorea, Rhabditida, Strongyloididae. The record is from RefSeq and is a predicted model, not a curated record. Gene Ontology annotation, cellular component: actin cytoskeleton; cytoplasm.